Molecule: messenger RNA, 1533 nt
Organism: Gastrolobium bilobum
Lineage: Eukaryota; Viridiplantae; Streptophyta; Magnoliopsida; Fabales; Fabaceae
Product: cytochrome P450 71D10-like
Exons: 3
Coding region: 1-1533 (510 amino acids)
Molecular function (GO): monooxygenase activity; heme binding; oxidoreductase activity, acting on paired donors, with incorporation or reduction of molecular oxygen
Source: RefSeq, a predicted model, not a curated record
AUGGAGUUGGGUCUCGAGAAUAUACCCUCCCUUGCAAUCUUAUCCUUCUUUCUCUUCUUGUUCAUGGUGUUAAGCAUAGUUUUGAGAUCAAAAACCAAGCCUUCAAACUCCAAGUUGCCACCAGGACCCCCCAAACUGCCUCUUAUAGGGAACAUGCACCAGCUUGGUGCAAUGCCUCAUCACAGCCUAGCAAAAUUAGCACAGAAAUAUGGGCCUCUUAUGCAUAUGAAACUUGGUGGAAUUUCCACCAUAGUGGUGUCUUCCCCUCAAAUGGCCAAAGAAGUAAUGAAGACACAUGAUAUAAUCUUUGCAAAUAGGCCUCUUAUUGUUGCUGCUGAUGUUAUAACUUAUGGUUCUAAGGGCAUGAGCUUUUCCUCUUAUGGAAGUUAUUGGAGACAGAUGAGAAAGAUUUGCACGUUUGAGCUACUAACUCCAAAGCGUGUUGAGUCAUUUCAAUCAAUUAGGAAAGAGGAGGCAUCAAAUCUUAUUAAAGAGAUUAGUUUGAAUGAAGGGUCACCCAUCAAUCUCAGUAAAACGAUCAAUUCAUUAAGCUGUGGCUUAGCAUCACGAGUAGCCUUAGGAGGCAAAUCUAAAGACCAAGAAGCAUUCAUUGCUGUUAUGAGAGAUGUCAUGAAAGUAAUUGCUGGUUUCUCUAUAGCUGACUUGUAUCCUUCUAUUGAAGUGCUUCAAUUUUUGACAGGAAUAAGAUCCAAAGCUGAGAAGCUCCAUCAAGAAAUAGAUAGGAUCUUUGAGAAAAUUGUCAGAGAUCACAGAGACAUGAGUUCAGAAACAAAGGCAAUGGAUGAAAAAGUAGGUGUUGAUCUAGUUGAUGUCCUCCUAAAGCUUCAGAAGCAGAACAACCUUGAGCAUCCUCUAUCUGACAGCAUUAUCAAAGGAACCAUUUUGGAUAUGUUCGCUGGUGGAAGCGGUACUUCAGCUAAAACCAUAGAAUGGGCAAUAUCAGAACUUGUCAAAAACCCAAGGGUGAUGGAAAGAACACAGGAUGAAAUAAGAAUGGUCUUUAAUGGUAAAGGGCAUGUAGAUGAAGCUAAACUCCAUGAACUGAAAUACUUAAAAAAAUAUGAACCCAUAAAAGAAACCUUGCGUCUACAUAAGCCUUUUCCUUUAUUAAUACCAAGGGAAAGCAGUGAGAGAUGUGAAAUUAAUGGGUAUGAGAUACCAGCUAAGAGUAAAGUCAUUGUUAAUGCUUGGGAAAUUGGGAGGGACCCAAACCACUGGAUUGAAGCAGAGAAGUUUAAUCCAGAAAGAUUCCUUGAUAGUUCAGUUGAUUACAAAGGUUCAGAUUUUCAAUUUAUCCCAUUUGGUGCUGGAAGAAGGAUGUGUCCUGGCAUUACAUUUGGCAUUGCUAAUGUUGAACUCUUACUAGCAAAUUUGCUUUUCCACUUUGAUUGGAAGAUGCCUAAUAGGGAUAAGCCUGAAGAACUUGACAUGACUGAAUCAUUUGGCUUGACUGUUAGAAGGAAACAUGAUUUGUAUUUGGUUCCUAGUAUGUAUCACUCAUCUGCUAAUUAA